Aedes albopictus (Asian tiger mosquito) is the source of this 2045-nucleotide messenger RNA. RefSeq names its product dual specificity protein phosphatase 18. Gene Ontology annotation, biological process: protein dephosphorylation. NCBI's taxonomy places the organism in Eukaryota, Metazoa, Arthropoda, Insecta, Diptera, Culicidae. The transcript has 3 exons. The record is from RefSeq and is a predicted model, not a curated record. Gene Ontology annotation, cellular component: cytoplasm. Gene Ontology annotation, molecular function: protein tyrosine/serine/threonine phosphatase activity. Bases 437 to 1309 code for a protein of 290 amino acids.
UCAGCUGCUCAGUCAGUCUCAAACUGAAUUUCCAACACGGAACACGUAGUACUGUAUGCGCUCUUGAAGAGUUUUCCGAGCUUUUGUUGUAUCAAAUCGGCCAAGAAAAUAAUAUAAAAAGACAAUCCCGUUUCUUUCGUUUGAGGGAAAUCUGGAAUGCGGUAGAGCAUAAGUGAAGUGUGACCAACCGUUGAGAGUGGGGGCUAUCGAUUUUUGUCGUUCAUUGAAAAGUGCCAUUGACAGCGAAUCGGGAGUUUUUUUUUCUAAACCGUGCUGAAACAUAGUGAUCGGUGGGCGCUUAAGCUGUGAAGUGACACUUUGAUUAAUCUCGGAUUUGCGGAAGCACAUUUCCUAGAGUUUGGUGCCAAGAAACGUGUGUUUUUUAUUCGUUUGUGAUAAAUUUCUCUCCAAGGGAGAAAGCGAAGCAGCGCGGAAAAUGAAAGUAGUAAACAUCAACAGUGUGAAUCAUCAGCAUCACUUGGACGAUCUGCAGGCGACGCUGUUGGAGGAUCCCAUCACGCCGAAAUCGACUUCGGAUGUGAGGGAAACUGCCAUGAUGGGCCAGGAUACUCCGGGAGGUGGUGAACCGCACGGUGGAGGUGGAUGCUGUUCGGGAAUCGUUUUGCCAUCCAGCCAGCCAGCGAAGACCAAUCAAAUUCAAGCCCUGCUGGAAAGACAUGAAAAUCUGCCGUCAGUUUCGGUGGCAGCUACACCACAGGCCAGUAAUCCCACUCGAUAUUCCAUCACAGCAGUUUCCAAACUUCUCCGGAACCUAUACCUGUGCGGCGGAAGUGCAGCAACAGUACCCACAAUGAAGGAACUAGGCGUUACGCUGGUGAUCAACGCCACGACUGAAACGGAACUUCCAAACACUCCAUUGCCCUGUGAUGAUACCAACUAUAUGCGAGUACCCGUCAAGGACAACCGCGAAACGGAUCUGGACCAAUAUUUUAACCAAGUGGCCGAUCGUAUUGAAGAGGAAUCCCAACGCAACGGUAUAGCCCUGGUUCACUGUGUGGUCGGUGUCAGUCGAUCGGCUUCCCUCUGCCUGGCCUACCUCAUCAAGUACCACCGGAUGAGCCUGAAGGACGCCUACCAACACAUCAAGGCACGACGGCCGCAAAUCCGGCCAAACGUGGCAUUCGUCAAGCAACUGAUGGAGUUCGAGUUCAAGCAAACCGGUCGCCGCUCAGUAUCGAUGGUCUACUGUCACUCGCUAGACCAGGAGCUGCCGGACCUCUACGAACCGGAGUUCCGAACGAUGGAGAUGCUCUACCACAAAUUCCGGCGAAACAUUGCCCGCCGUUGACGGGUGACCAGACGUUUCUAUCGCGUCACAGUGCGUUCCGAUCUCGAUUCCCCGUUCGUAAGAUGAUCUAUCUAGUAUGUAUUCGCCAUAUAAGACACCGAGAGGACGCACUCCGGCGCGUGAAUGUCGACCGUAGGCUUAAAGAAGACAAGUUCAAAUAUUUAAUCGCGCUGAUUAAUUUAGUUCUGGAAUGAUGUGUUUUCACUUCACACAAGUAUUGAUACCAAAUAUGUAUACUAAGAGUUAGGUUCGCUACAGGAAUCGUUUAGAUUAAGAUAAGAAAUAAGUGUUUCGCACGAUUUCAAUAAGGCUCACCAGAAUUUCGCCGCUGUAAGUAUAUCGAAGUUUGCAGAUGUCGGUUGUUCGAAUGUGCUGUGGGUGAAAUACUGGUAACAUUACGAAAAUAGAAGACAUUUUCUGAAUAUAAAUAAUAGACAUUCGGCACAAUAUCGGAACUCGUUUUAGGAGCUACUCGUUUCAAAAUUCAGUUUUGCUUGAAAACGUUCUUUAUUAUUACAGUAAUAUUUCAGUUAUCUUAGUGUUGUAAUUGGAAUCAUUUCGAUCAAAAUAAGACACAUAAACUCGGUGUGAUUUUUGUGAUAGUCGAAUUUCGUCUCUGAAUCCUUUUCGAUAUCUAACGGUUAAUCAUUAUUUAUCUAAAUUCGUUGAAUUUACGAUUGUAAGGACAUUUAUGUACUGUUUAUAAAAAUACAAACAAAUAAAGCUAAAUUAUAAA